AUGGAGCUGUCCACGGUGCUAGUGCUGAUCGCAGCUGGGUGGGCCGUUUGUCUGGCUUCACCUAUCCCGGUCAAUCCGGACUCUGGCAGCGACACAAAACCUGACAACAGAACAGUAUUUGAACGUAUAGAAGCUCUAAAUAAGGAUAUCUCCACGCCACUACAAGACGGAGACAUUGCCUACCCUAUUGGGCGCAGUACCAUGAAAUGUAACAGCUGUUUGUGGGAUAUCUCACAGAACGGGAUGGUUUACGUCCCUUAUGUUAUUUCCUCUGCAUAUUCUAAUAUAGACAAAUGGCUGAUUACAGACGCCAUCAAGGAGUUUGAAACAAUGACCUGCGUGAAGUUUGUCAGCAGAACCUCAGAAGCCGACUAUCUCAGUAUAGAGUCUUUACCUGGGUGUUGGUCGUAUGUUUCCAAGAUUGGUGGCAAACAGGUUGUGACCCUGGAUAAGGCCGGGUGCAUGAACUACGGCGCCAUCCAGCAUGAACUGAUGCACACGCUGGGCUUCAUUCAUGAGCACUCCAGGAGCGACAGGAAUAACUACGUAGAUAUCUUGUGGCAAAACAUCCCUCCAGUAAAUCAGCCGAACUUUGCGAUUAGAGAUUCCAACAAUUUGGAUCUUCCCUAUGACUACGGCUCAAUAUUGCACUACCCAAGCACUGCUUUUUCCAACCCCCCGGGAAGAACGACAAUACUUCCAAAACCUGACCCCACAGUUCCUAUCGGACAGACGUCUGGAAUGAGCCACCUUGAUGUGAUGAAGAUUAACAAACUCUAUAAGUGCAAUCUUUGCCGGACAAAAUUAACAAAUUCCUCAGGAUCUUUCUCCACCGAUGGCCUUUCGUUCGGACAGGAUAGUAGCUGUCGUUGGCUGAUUGAAACUCCAAAUCAAAAGAUUUCUCUGCAGCUCGGUGGCAUCAACAUCCCUCUUUCUGUCGGCUGCACUGAAAGCUACAUUAAGGUAUAUGAUGGCCCAAUUACCUAUGGAGAGUCCUUCAUCAAGGAUAACGGGGUUGUGAUUUCUCCAUGGGUCAGAAACUUCUACCCCGACAAUGCGGAUGCUGUAUAUUCCAUCAUAGCCCCGCGGGGAUAUAAGGUGUCCCUGACCUUCUCUUAUUUCAAUAUGGAGGAUUCCGUAAAUUGUUCCAAAGACUACCUGAUUGUCACGGAUGGAGCCGCUACGAUUGCCCCAGCCCUGGGCAAAUUCUGUGGGUUUAAUUUACCUCCGGCUUUGGUGUCUUCUGGGAAUGUAAUGUUAUUGCAGUUUCACAGCGAUGACCAGAAUAACUCCUAUGGAUUCAUGGCGUCCUAUCGCUUUGUGGCUCCAUAA
Spea bombifrons (plains spadefoot toad) is the source of this 1332-nucleotide messenger RNA. Its product is annotated as hatching enzyme 1.2-like. NCBI's taxonomy places the organism in Eukaryota, Metazoa, Chordata, Amphibia, Anura, Pelobatidae. Gene Ontology annotation, biological process: proteolysis. The transcript has 13 exons. Bases 1 to 1332 code for a protein of 443 amino acids. The record is from RefSeq and is a predicted model, not a curated record. Gene Ontology annotation, molecular function: metalloendopeptidase activity; zinc ion binding.